Fusarium oxysporum Fo47 is the source of this 1631-nucleotide messenger RNA. RefSeq lists its product as uncharacterized. The coding region runs from base 159 to 1523 and encodes 454 amino acids. The record is from RefSeq and is a predicted model, not a curated record. NCBI's taxonomy places the organism in Eukaryota, Fungi, Ascomycota, Sordariomycetes, Hypocreales, Nectriaceae. The transcript has 3 exons.
GCAGCUUAUCGUUGUAAUUAUUGUUGUCGACAUUGCCACGAUGCAUGCCAUUCCUUGAAUCACUAAUCUAGUAGCGAGACUAAUCGCAUCUUCUUUUCUUAUAACUUUAACACUUUUCAUUCGGUGCCCUCGCCCGCGGCAGCGGCAGAGGAGGCGAUAUGUUAGCUCGGCAAGCUGUUCUGCGACAAGCAGCUCUCCCCACGACGAGGUUCCAAACCCAACGAACAGUCGCCAGCCAGAUCCGACCUCUUAACAGGCGUAUAUCUUUCUUGCCGUGGCGUCAAAGGCAAUCGGAACCUAUACCAGUCUACUUCUCCAAACCCGAUCCUUCAACGAACGCCAACAGGGUGAACCCAGUCUACCACGGAAGCGCAAACCAGGUGGGGGGCGAGGAAGUCAAGAGAGCACUGAGAAGGGCAAAAUGGACCAUCUUCCGAUAUCGACUACGCCGUGCGAUCUUCACAACUAUUGUGCUCUACGCUUGUUGGCAAAUCUUCAUCGCCGUUGUAUUCGAUCCCAUAUUCGACUGGGCUGACGCAGAAUGGGAGGCGCUGUCUGAGAAAGAGAAAAAGGAAGCCGAGGCCCUCCACGACCCUGACGAACCGUUGAUAUUUCUCCCUUUCCCCUUCACAACCAAAGAAGUUAAGCAACCACCAUAUCGAGGUUCAGAUCCAGAGUGGCAAACUUUCGUCAAAGUCAGCCAGGACAAGAAGCUUCUUCAGGAGAUCAAGAGUGAGCGAGGCCCUUCCGGGGAAGAUUCACAUUCUAACGCAUGCAUAGAUGGUCUGGCAAACGAGAUCAAGCGUGGCGUUGAACGGAACCCUGCCUUCAAUAAGCUUCUUGGUGGAGAAAUAGCUGUGAGGAAGUACUGGCUUGACAUAAUCUUCCCGCCUGCUCCUCCACCGAUACACUAUGUCUCUGGAAUCAUGAUCGAUGAGGAGGGCAUUUUCUGGGGUGAUCGACCCAUCGACUCCGUUGCUGCUAGCUUUCUUGCCAAAGCACUUUACCCCAAAGCUCUUGCUAUGGGUUGCUGGACCUUUGUCAGUUUCCUAACGAAACAAAUAGCGCUGGAUAUCUCAAAAGCGAUCGGUUUAAGUGAACCUGAUCCCCCAGAAUCUGGCUGGCACCAAGUGCCAGUGGGAAACCUCCCUGGCAUAAUUCCUCCUCCGGCUGCCACCAGAGCAGCAGUCCAGCACGACCCCAAGGCACAUACCGCACAUCUUCCCCCAGUCUUCAACGAGAUCAUCAGCGCUGCAUUCGGUCCAGACGCGAAACUCGAUCCUCGUCUUCAAGCUGCUAGCAUGGCUGGUGCUCUCGCCUUUCUGCGACAUUGGAAGCCUACCAAGAGUCUGCCCAGCAGGGGAUGUAUCAGAGUUGACGGUAUAGUCGAACUCAAGGGAAAGACAGCGGUCAUGGCAGUUCUCGUUGCGGGCUACUACGAUCCCAAGACACGUCAGUACGUAGCUGUCCAGACUAUGCUCAAGCACUUGAUGCAACUGAGACAACGGCCUGCGCCUGGCUAGACUUGUAUUAUAAGACAAAAUAAAUUUUGAUAGUUACGCAGGACUUAGCAUGACGGGGCGCAUGGAGCAGGUUUGGCUUGAGAUACCAAAGGAGAUUUAGAAUAUCAG